This is a messenger RNA of Schizophyllum commune H4-8, 1386 nucleotides long. Its product is annotated as tubulin-domain-containing protein. Gene Ontology annotation, cellular component: microtubule; cytoplasm. The transcript is spliced from 22 exons. Bases 1 to 1386 code for a protein of 461 amino acids. Gene Ontology annotation, molecular function: GTP binding; GTPase activity; structural constituent of cytoskeleton. NCBI's taxonomy places the organism in Eukaryota, Fungi, Basidiomycota, Agaricomycetes, Agaricales, Schizophyllaceae. Gene Ontology annotation, biological process: microtubule cytoskeleton organization; mitotic cell cycle. The record is from RefSeq and is a predicted model, not a curated record.
AUGGGCCUUUCGCGCGAGAUUGUUAACAUUCAGGUUGGACAGGCAGGUAAUCAGGUCGGGGAGGCGUUCUGGCAGAAGGUGCUGGAGGAGCACAAUCUGGACAAUGAGGGGCACUACAAAGGAGACCCGACGAGCGAUUCCAUCCACUUGCAACGUGCCGGCGUCUACUUCAGCGAGGUCGAUACUACUGGACCCACGAAGUAUGUCCCUCGCAGCGUCCAGGUCGACUUGGAGGCCGGUGUUUGCAACAGGAUCAAGAAUGGACCUAUGGGCGCUCUGUUCAGACCCGACUCGUACAUCUACGGCGAAGUAGGUGCGGGGAACAACUGGGCGAAAGGAUUCUACACCGAGGGUGCUGAGAUCAUCGACAACAUUCAGGAUGUGAUUCGCAAGCAGAGCGAGGCCUGCGAUGCUUUGCAGGGCUUCCAGAUCGUACACUCCCUCGGUGGUGGUAGUGGCGCUGGUCUCGGUACACUUCUGCUGUCCAAGCUUCGAGAGGAAUACCCGGACCGCAUGAUGUCGACCUUCUCCAUCCUUCCUUCCCCCAAAGUUUCGGAGACGGUCGUCGAGCCGUACAACGCCAUGCUGUCCAUGCACCAGCUUGUUGACAACAGCGACUUGACGAUCUGCAUUGACAAUGAGGCUCUGUACGCUAUUGUCGAGCGCACUCUCAAGAUCAAGCAGCCCAAGUUCUCUCACUUGAACGAGCUCAUCUCGCGUGUUAUGUGCGGCGUCAGCACUAGCUUGCGAUUCCCCGGUCAGCUCAAUGGCGACCUCCGCAAGCUGGGCAUGAACCUUGUGCCGUUCCCUCGACUGCACUUCCUCAUGCCGUCGUACGCACCCAUCUUCAACACGGAGGCGCAGAAGUACACGCGACUCACGACUGCCGACUUGACGUCUGCCCUCUUCGACCGCCACAACUUCCUCGUUGCAUGCGACCCGCGCUUUGGUCGCUACCUCACCGCAGCGACCAUCUACCGCGGCAACGUCGCCUCCCGAGAAGCUGAAGUCGCCGUGCACGAUCUGCAGGUGAAGAAUGCGCCGCAGUUCACUGAGUGGAUCCCGGACAAUGUUUCGGUGUCGCUCGUGUCUGUGCCACCCGCAGGCUUGACGCAGGCUGCUACUUGCCUCGCAAACUCGACAUCCAUCCAGGAGCUCUUCCAGCGGACCGCGGAGACGUUCAGCGCCAUGUACAAGCGCCGUGCCUUCUUGCAUUGGUACACCAACGAAGGCAUGGACGAGAUGGAGUUCUCCGAGGCCGAGUCGAACACCCAUGACCUGAUUUCCGAGUACCAGCAAUACCAGGAAGCCAGCGUCGAAGAUGAAGAACAAUACGAAGAAGAGGGCGAGUAUGAGGAAGAGGCCGCUGACGAGGAAGAGCAAUAA